AUGUGCAUCAAUUCUUUGCAAAAACCACUGGAAGCUUCAAAUAAUGACGCUAUCAAUUUAAAUAAAACCAUUGCAACUUCCAAUACGUCGGAUAAAAGCGAUUGCAAAAAUAAUCAUAAGAAAAUUCAAUGCAUUCAAACGGUCAUGACCAGCGAGCAAUUAAACGAACUGAGACGACAUGCUCAAGAUGCGACCAAACAAAAUAAAAUCUUUAGUGUACGUGGAUGCUUUCAGUCUAUACGUAACGCAUUGAAAAUUCGAGGCUGGGUGGAAAAAAUAGAACACCAUCAACGCAAACAGGUCAUCACAUCCAACCAUCACGGUCAAGUUUCCAUUAUGGAUUUAUCGCUAGCUUUACCGAAACGUAAAACAGGCGAGACACGACGUCAAUUUCUUGUUAAAUGUGAACGCAACAUUAUGUCGCGUUUUGUCGAACACUUGCCAGUCGAUUUCCUUUGGACAGAUCGCAAAGAUAAAGUGGACUACGCUGAACAGUCUCGCAAUCCUCAAAUGCUAAUCAAUAAAUUUACACGUACACCGUUUACCAAUAAAGAAGGUUUAAACGGCUUAUUACGCGAUCUAAAUUGGUUCUUUGUAGACGAUAUUGCUGAGGUUAAUUUUCCCCGUUGUUUUAAUGUGUGGAAUUUAGAAGAGCUUAACGAAUUUAUUGAACAUUUCAAAUUAACUGCAUGCGUUUCUUUUCUGCGUUGGCUAGUUGAUAAAUAUCGCGAGAAUGGUUACGGACGCAUUUUUUCUGAUGAGGGCAAAAUACCUUUUAACGCAAUUGAGUUCGCUUUGAAGCGUUGCCACGAAUACUGUGAGUCCGCCUUACAUGACGACAUCGAUACCGAAGAUCCGCCGCGUAUAUGGGAACAUGAUUGGGAUACUUUCCUCGCACAACAUUAUCAAUUAACUCAUGAAAAUUGUAAAAUUCAAGCGGAAACUCAACGAGCUCCAAUUGAAACAAUUGUACGAACUAUAUCUCAAGUGUUAGAUGCAUUGCGUGAUCAUUGGCCUCAAUAUACAAUAGACGGUUAUCAGAAUUUAUGGAUAGUUAAGCCAGCCAAUAAAUGUCGAGGUCGUGGCAUACAUUUAGGUAACAAUUUAAAGAAGAUUCUAAAUAUUGUUAAUCCAUCAGUGGCCACCAAAAGUCGCUAUGUAAUACAAAAAUACAUAGAACGCCCUUUGAUUAUACAUCAAACUAAAUUCGAUAUUCGACAAUGGUUUCUAAUUUCGAAUAUUCAUCCGCUGGUUGUGUGGAUGUAUAAAGAAUGUUAUUUACGUUUCAGUUCGCAGGAAUACAGUUUAGUCAAUCAUCACGAAUCGGUGCAUUUAACUAACUAUGCUAUACAAAAGAAAUAUACAAAUCAUAAUAAACGUGAUAAGCGUUUGCCAUGCGAAAAUAUGUGGGAUUCAUAUUCCUUUCAAGCGUACCUGAGACAAAUUGGCAAACAGAAUUUGUGGGAGGAACGUAUAUAUCCUAGCAUGCGAAAGGCCAUCGUGGCAACGAUACUUGUAGCGCAGGAUCACAUGGAACGCACCCCUAACACGUUUGAAUUGUUUGGCGCCGAUUUUAUGAUAUGUGAGAAUUUCUAUCCGUGGCUGAUAGAAAUCAAUUCGAGUCCCGAUUUGGCUCCUACAACGAGUGUAACGGCUCGUAUGUGUCCACAGUGUUUGGAGGAUGUUAUAAAAGUAAUUGUAGACCGCCGAGUUGAUCCCAAGGCCGACGUUGGAAAUUUUGAGUUGAUAUAUCGUCAAAUCGUACCACCAACACCAGCUUAUAUGGGUCUUAAUUUAUGCGUUAAAGGAAAACAAUUAACCGGUCGCACAAUUCAUUCUCAUCAUUAUGGUCUGCAACGCAAGGAGAGAUCGCUGCAUACCAGCAAUUUGUAUCGUCAACGAACCAGUCUUGCAUUGUCAUCGAUAUCGCAUUUACAUAAACCAAUGCCGGCAUUUAAUGCUACCGAUUACAUAGAACACUGUUUGGUACAAACCAAUAAUACAUCGCGUAGCUCCAGCAUACCAAAUUUACUAAACAACAAUACCGAUCAAACAAGUAUUUAUGACGUUUCACCACACAAUACGAUGAAGCGUGAAAAAACGUAUAAUAUAACAGUGACUUGCAGCAAUGCUAUGUUAAACAAAUCCAGCCAUGCAAAGCUCAAAGCUCAGUUAAACUCUACAUUAAAGCGACAUCGAAGCUGCGGUCCAAGAUUAACGACGACCUUGACUAAUGCCACACAAUCGCACAAAAUUAAAUUUUCCGUUAGCAACGUGAAUCGACGCAAAACGAUAGAUAUUAAGAAUAGUAAAGUUUCGAAUCAUUUGAACGGUUCAACAUUGGACGCUCCCAUAUUAAUGAUUAGUCGAAGUGCCGAUAACAUCAAGGAACUUUGCAGUCCUAAUAAGACACUCGCAAAACUGUCGCCAUCUAAAAGUCUUAGUCCGGUAAGAAGCCGACGUAAUUCACCCAUAAAAUCUGCAAAAGCAAAAGAUAAAACUCGACAGAGCUCCAAAAACUUCAAGUCGCUAGCAUCUAAUGAGAAAGAAAAAAUCCACAAUUCUGAUAUCCAUGCCGUGGGCAAAAGUAUAAUCAGUUGGAAUUCUAAGAGAAACCAUUCACUCAAUAAAACUCCACCGCCUCCAACUCUUCACAUUAGCCCACGUUAUCUAACGGCAAACUAUAUGUCAAUUGCCACUCACUCGAAUUAA
Molecule: messenger RNA, 2712 nt
Organism: Glossina fuscipes
Lineage: Eukaryota; Metazoa; Arthropoda; Insecta; Diptera; Glossinidae
Gene: TTLL3A
Product: tubulin glycylase 3A
Exons: 4
Coding region: 1-2712 (903 amino acids)
Biological process (GO): cilium assembly; protein polyglycylation; cilium movement
Cellular component (GO): cilium
Molecular function (GO): protein-glycine ligase activity, initiating
Source: RefSeq, a predicted model, not a curated record